GGGUCCGACCAGAGAGGACGGGCAGGGACGGGUGGAUGUGUAUAGCGAGACUCCCCUCGCCGCGACCGACCCCAGCGGAUGGAGGAGGGUCCGGGUCCCCAACCUGCAUCUUAGCCUCGGGAGUACGCGCAGUCUCCCUGCAGAGACAACCUCGGAGGCAAGCGAAAAGGGCACGGCGUUUUGUUUUCCGAGCUAGGAGGAUCUGCCUCUGGGACCGGGAAGAGGCAGUCUGUCUGCUGCGUGCCCCGCCUGGGCUCUCCUGUCCUCGGUUUUCACCCCAGGGGAUAGCGGACAAAAAGCCCCUGGGCUGAUGCUUUUGUUCCUCAGUUGUUUACAUUUGCUUUCCUUCUGGUGAGGGCUUUUUUUGUUUGUUUGUUUGCUUUUUGUACUGAGUUUUUGGAGACCAUAAAAUGUAAACUGAGGAAGACCCGCGAGGUUAUCAAGCUCCACGUGUUGUUGCCUUUUUUUUUUUUCCUUACGGGGACAAGUUCACUAAGGUUCCUGAAUGUUUGCAGAUCUUUUGCUCACCCCCAAACCCGCCACCAAAGAUGGUGGUGGUUAGUGUUCAAAACCUAGUGAAUAAAGUGAUUUGGAUGCAUUAGGAAAAGAUUGCACACACUUAAUUCUUUUCCUUGCAGUUUCUGAACUUUCUGAUUUCAGACAUCAGGUGGAUUUUUCGGUUGUGCAAGGAUAGGUCUCCUAAAACAUCUUGGACAAAAAGAACAGUCCUGCAGACAGACCCUGUGUGGAUCAAGUGAGCCAGUUCUUUGAACCUGAACACUGACUCCUGAGUCCAGGCAGACUGCAGAUUUGUCUCCCCAGUCCACCCAGGAGAUGGAAGGCGUAGUGAUAGUGAAAGUGGAGGAGGAAGACGAAGAUGAGGAAGACCAUUUCCAAAGGGAAAGAAAUAACAUAGAAUUAUCCCCACCAUUUCUUCUUAGUCCACAACCACGAAUGAGAGAGCCCUGUUAUCAUCCUAUUUGGUUGCAUAUCGAGUAGCAAAAGAAAAACUGGCUCACACAGCUGCUGAAAAAAUUAUUCUUCCAGCCUGUAUGGAUAUGGUACGGACAAUUUUUGAUGAUAAAUCAGCUGAUAAAUUAAGAACUAUACCUCUUAGUGACAAUACGAUAUCUCGUCGAAUCUGUACGAUUGCAAAGCAUUUAGAGGAGAUGCUUAUUGCACGGUUGCAGUCUGGGAUAGAUUUUGCAAUCCAACUUGACCAGAGCACUGAUAUUGCAAGUUGUCCAACACUCUUGGUUUAUGUCAGGUAUGUGUGGCAAGAUGAUUUUAUAGAGGAUCUGUUGUGCUGUUUAAGUUUACAUUCACACACAACUGGAUUAGAUAUAUUUACUGAAUUAGAAAAGUGUAUUGUUGGUCAGUAUAAAUUAAAUUGGAAAAACUGUAAAGGAAUUUCGAGUGAUGGAGCAGCAAAUAUGACUGGGAAACAUAGCAGGGUUAUUGAAAAAUUGUUAGAAGUAACACAUAACAGUGCCCUUUGGCAUCAUUGUUUUAUUCAUCGAGAAGCUUUGGUAUCCAAAGAAAUUCCACCAAGUCUAAUGGUUGUGUUGAAAAAUGCAGUCAAAAUUGUUAAUUUUAUUAAAGGAAGCUCAUCAAAUGGCCAACUUCUUGAAAUACUUUGUUCAGAGAUUGGAGUUAACCAUACUCACUUACUGUUUCAUACAGAAGUUCGUUGGUUGUCUCAAGGAAAAGUAUUGAGCAGAGUAUAUGAACUCAGGAAUGAGAUUUACAUUUUUCUCAUUGAAAAGCAAUCACAUUUGGCAAAUAUUUUUGAAGAUGACAUUUGGGUAACAAAAUUGGCAUAUUUAAGUGAUGUUUUUGGCAUUCUUAAUGAAUUAAAUUUGAAAGUACAGGGGAAAACCAAUGUGUUUCAAUAUCUUGAACAUAUUCUAGGAUUCCAAAAGACAUUAUUGUUGUGGCAAGCAAGAUUUAAAAGUAAUCGCCCUAGCUACUAUAUGUUCCCAACUUUGUUGCAACACAUUGAAGAGAAUAUUAUUAAUGAAGACCACCUAAAAGAAAUAAAAUCAGAGAUACUAAUACAUCUCACUUCUUUGUCUCAAACCUUUCAUCAUUACUUUCCAGAAGAGAAAUUUGAAUCAUUAAAGGAAAAUAUAUGGAUAAAAGAUCCAUUUGUCUUUCAAACCCCUGAAUCAAUCAUUGAGUUAAACUUAGAGCCCGAAGAAGAGAAUGAAUUAUCACAGCUCAGUUCAUCAUUCACACUAAGGAAUUACUAUAAGACAUUAAGUUUAUCAGCAUUUUGGAUUAAGAUUAAAGAUGAAUUUCCAUUGCUGAGUAGAAAGAGCAUACUGCUGUUACUACCAUUCACAUCUACCUAUUUGUGUGAACUAGGAUUUUCCAUCUUGACACGGUUGAAAACCAAGAAAAGAAAUAGGCUCAAUAGUGCACCUGACAUGCGUGUAGCCUUAUCCUCCUGUGUUCCUGACUGGAAUGAGCUUAUGAACAGGCAAGCACACCCCUCACAUUAAAUCUAAUCUCUAUGAAAUUUGUUUUUGGACUUUUUAAGGUUUUUUUUUAGUAGGUUGUAUUUAAAUAUUAAUAAAAUUAUAUUUGGACUUUA
This is a messenger RNA of Nyctereutes procyonoides (raccoon dog), 2596 nucleotides long. RefSeq names its product family with sequence similarity 200 member A (gene ZBED8L). The coding region runs from base 1053 to 2504 and encodes 483 amino acids. NCBI's taxonomy places the organism in Eukaryota, Metazoa, Chordata, Mammalia, Carnivora, Canidae. The record is from RefSeq and is a predicted model, not a curated record. The transcript has 2 exons.